AUGACACAUCUGGAAGUUCAGCACAAAGCCGGCAUAUUCAAGCGGCAGAUUAUCCAAAGGAGACAAAACUUGUCCCCUGAUGCACAGAGGUCAAGCAAUGAAAAAAUGAAAAUCAGAACUACCAGUCAACAAACAGGAUCUUUGGGCUUAUCAGAAGAAGGUAUUAAAGAAGAGUCUGGAAGCAGUUCCUUUGAUGAAGAAGAUUUAAGAGCAUCUGAGUCAAAAAAAGAGUUCUCGUCAAAAAAAGAAGAGUCCCCCUUUUCCUCCUCUUCAUCUUCCUCAUUCUCCUCAUCUGCUUCCUUCCAACAUUCACCUUCCCUCUUUUCCCCUUCUUCUGAAUCCAGAAAUUAUGAGACUAUUGGUGAAUUGGACUGGGAGACCCAUGUGCACCAGAAUCUGCCCGGGCUGAUGGACAUGGAUCAGGAUGAAUGCAUUGUUUGGCCUAGAGAUUCACUCUUCCGGUAUUUUGAGUUGCUAGAAAAGCUUCAGUAUAACCUAGAGGAGCGUAAGCGGUUGCAAGAGUUUGCAGUGCAAGCACUAAUGAACUUUGAAGACAAGUAA
Pipistrellus nathusii (Nathusius's pipistrelle) is the source of this 561-nucleotide messenger RNA. NCBI's taxonomy places the organism in Eukaryota, Metazoa, Chordata, Mammalia, Chiroptera, Vespertilionidae. The record is from the annotation of a GenBank genome assembly.